Molecule: messenger RNA, 582 nt
Organism: Fukomys damarensis (Damara mole-rat)
Lineage: Eukaryota; Metazoa; Chordata; Mammalia; Rodentia; Bathyergidae
Product: olfactory receptor 7E24-like
Exons: 1
Coding region: 1-582 (193 amino acids)
Biological process (GO): G protein-coupled receptor signaling pathway
Cellular component (GO): membrane
Molecular function (GO): olfactory receptor activity
Source: RefSeq, a predicted model, not a curated record
AUGUACCUGGUCACAGUGCUCGGGAACCUGCUCAUCAUCCUGGCCAUCAGCACUGACUCCCACCUCCACACCCCCAUGUACUUCUUCCUCUCAAAUCUGUCCUUUGUUGACAACAUCUGUUUCAUCUCUACUACAGUUCCCAAGAUGAUUGUGGACAUCCUAAGUAACAGUAGAGUCAUUUCCUAUGAGGGACGCCUCACACAGAUGUUUGUGUUUCUCAUUUUUGCAAGUAUGGAUGACAUGCUUCUGAUUGUGAUGGCCUAUGACCGCUUUGUGGCCAUCUGUCGCCCCCUGCAUUACACAAUCAUUGUGAACCCACGCCAGUGUGUCUUACUGGUUUUGCUGUCUGUCCUUAUUAGCUUUGUGGAGUCCCAGCUGCAUAAUUCAGUUGUUUUACAAUUUACCUGCUUCAAAGAUGUGGAAAUUGCUAAUUUCUUCUGUGACCCUUCUCAACUCCUUAGCCUUUCAUGUUCUGAUCCUUUAAUCAAAACCAUAGUCAAAUAUAUUGGUGGUAUUAUCUUUGGCAUUUUUCCCAUCAUAGGGAUUUUUUUUCUUACUAUAAAAUUGUUUCCUCCAUUCUAA